AUGCCCCCAAUGUGGUAUUAUCCAUUACCGGUACAGUACGAACUAGUUCCAGUGUACGAUACACAGGACUAUCAUGGCGUCAACUUGCAGGGUCCCGGAGGGUUGCGAAUCAACAGCAAUAAUGUUCACGUCAACUUCAAUUGGAAAAAGUCCAGUUUUGACGGGCUAACAGCAUAUGAAUUCCCAGAUGAUUACGGUCCUGUCCUACUGGUUGUCCAGCCACCCUCCACCGAGACAAAGCGGCGUACCGUCCAAGCAACGGUCAGGCCAACAACUAUAGCAUCACGUUCGGCAGUCAAGCCGGGGGCAAAAGCUGUUGUGCCGCCACAAGCCACCGGACGAGCGGAGACAUCUCGACCACAACCACAGAGAGCUCCAACCCCACUCGCAGCCACCGUGAACACGAGCGUCUCAAAAUCACAACCAAAAGCCACCACCACCACCCCUUCGGUCAUUGUUCCACAACGCUUUGUGCCUCUUUCGAACUCUUCAUCCGAUGGUCUCCUUAAGGUGAUCAAUGUCACAAAGAUAUCUUGCCCUGAGGAGGGAAAAUCAAAGGAUUGCUUACAACUCAUUUUGACGAGUCUCGACAAGGAUGGCUUAUCUUCUGAACAACCUUCGUUUUUGUACAACUGCACCUGCUUUAUCGGUAGGCAAACGAUCAUUCCAGAGCCACUUGGGACAACCUCAGAGUAUUUGCAACCGCUUUCUACCGAAGUUUCAGGGACUAGUAGAUCUACCAGUCAGACUGAAUUCGGUCGACCUACUUCGACAUUACGUCUGCCAGAGAGCCCAACAACUGCAAGUUCUUCAACGACACCUAUGGGAUUAAGGCUCACAGGUACAUCAACGGUACAUCGUCCCGCGGAAGGCACAACUGCCGUUGGGACCACACAACCAUACAAAGGAGUUGUGACAACCAACGUAACUACAAUAUCAUCCACAGCAGCGUCAACGGAAUCUUUCGCGACCCCUGUCCUGACAGGAGGUGGAUUCUCAACAGAAAGCGUCACCGAUUCAAAAACGACAGUACAUUUUACCACAGGAAUCUUGUAUACGGAGGUCAACUCGAGUGCUUCCAGUGAUCAAGGAGGCUCUGGAAGGCGAGGAGGACCUGGUGUUGGCUUUUCCAGUGAAACUACGCCUGAGUCCACUCCGGCAGUCACGUCAUCCAGUGAGUCUCUGACAUCUUUGGGUUCAGCGACCGGUCCCAUAGAGGCUACACCAAGUGGAUCAACUAUCGGCUUUUCAAGCGAAAGCACGGGGGCAACGCAUCCUAAAUCGAGUGAGUAUACACAUGCGAUGGGUCUAGCAAGUGAGUUUGGUACUACGGAAGCGAACACGACACCAAAUUUGCCCGUGACAAGCUUUCAUGGUGACCCAACGUUGAUUUCAACGGAAAUGACGGAGAGUACACCUGUUGUAUCAACCAAGACAGGUUUCAUAGUGACCGAAACAACAAAGAAUGGAUCAGCGACAAGUCCCUCAACUGAACGCACAUCAGUGGGGACAUUUACACCAACGAUGACCCUCUCGAGUGAGUCUGGUGUCCCGGUAACGAAUACAUCCGAGGCUGUGUCAACCUCAAGUUUUUCAAGCGAAACUAUGAAGAUCACAUCGGGACCAUCGGAAAUAACCUCUAGUGGGUCGACACCAGCUGUGAUCCUUACAACUGCUGCCUUGGAAGCAAAACAAACAGAGUUUGAAAUGACUACCAACUUCUCAAGCAAUGAAACGACAAAGUUCACACCGAGUACAUACUACAUGUCGGUCGGAGGCUUCAGAACUGAGUCAACAAACAUCAGUUCAACUGCACGCGUGAAUGGAACUGCGUCACUGUCAACUCAGCCGACCGAAACUCCAAGCACUACUCUAACUUCAGCUACACCUAAUACCACCAUGUUUGGUCGUACCGAGCCAGAAACAACUGAAUUCAGGUCAGACACGAGCUUGUUCACUGCGUUCGUAACAAACACGACAGAAACUACACGGAACGAAUCUACAACAGCCGCAGUUAUCAUGACCGAGGUUUCGCCAACCGUGUUUAACAGAACUGACGCAUUCGCAGCCAAUACAACUGAAUUACAACUGCCGACCGACAGUGAAGGCACUUUGAAGUUACGGCCAGUCAUGACAGACGGUGUCAUUACCGAACGGGGAUCCGUGGGUACCACUACAGAACUGGUUUCACACAGUCAAUACACGCCAUCCACAACCUCCUCCGAGAUCUUUUCAAGCGUGCCUGAGCUGAUUACCCCAACGGCCACUCUGCCGAAAACUACACACAGUGAAGUAACGGAAAUUGCUGAUGGAACUCCAUCAGUCGCCACAACACACAAGCCGAUAGCACUGGUAAGCACAACGCAUACCGAACAGUAUCAGUCCACAGAACGAAUCACACCCGCACGGUCCACCGUCGGAUUGGUCGAGGUUUCAACUUGGCCAACUGAUAAGAUCACGACAAAUACGUCACACAAAAGCGAGGCAACUACGUUCAUGACCGAACAAACGCAUACAAUGCAGCCUUCACCGACGAUGGAGUCCAUCGGGGUCGGAAAUUUGACCAGCACUUUUGCGGCCAGUUCACUCUCAACCAGAGUGUCCACAGAAAGUUCUGACACUGUCUUCCCUACCUCAAACAUACCAUCCGGUUCCUUGACAACAGAUGAAAAAAAGAGUUCCGUCGGAAGCUCCGUAAGGAUACCUGAAGUGAAAGCCAUUGUCACCACGCCUACAACAGCUUUGCUGCGAUCUACCCUUCCAACUAUGGGAACCAAAUUAGAAUCGGUAUCUCCGAUUGACGUAUCCACUGUCACAGAGGUUUCCAACGCAACCACUGUUAUGAAAACAACCGGUAUUUCCACUCAUCCACCUUCAACAACUUCCUCUCUCCCCCCAAAACCCAUCGUUCUUAUUCCUUCGGACAUUAAAUCAUCCGCGUCACCUGUUACACCUUGCCCCGAACCAGGAACCAAGUCAUGCACCGAAACCGUGACUGCAGUGCCAGCGUUGGGAUUUUUUGGGCCAUAUACUUGGGUACCGAUCCUGAUCAUUGUCAUUCUGUUGCUCAUCAUCCUAUUGCUCGUCAUCAACUGGAUUGCGUGUGCUUGCUGCAAAACGGUAGGUCGAAUAUGUAUUGAUCCUAUGAUUGGUCGAUUUAAAUUUGUGAUCGAUCCGUCUGUCUGCGCUUAUCUCCCGAUCAAAUCAAUAUGA
Molecule: messenger RNA, 3213 nt
Organism: Opisthorchis viverrini
Lineage: Eukaryota; Metazoa; Platyhelminthes; Trematoda; Opisthorchiida; Opisthorchiidae
Exons: 1
Coding region: 1-3213 (1070 amino acids)
Source: RefSeq, a predicted model, not a curated record